Molecule: messenger RNA, 2957 nt
Organism: Annulohypoxylon truncatum
Lineage: Eukaryota; Fungi; Ascomycota; Sordariomycetes; Xylariales; Hypoxylaceae
Product: WD40 repeat-like protein
Exons: 1
Coding region: 228-2366 (712 amino acids)
Molecular function (GO): protein binding
Source: RefSeq, a predicted model, not a curated record
AAUUCAUUCCAGUUUGACCUCGAACCCUCUUUUUAAAUUCCCUAUUUUGCACAGUCCCUUGGCCGCCUUUUCUUCCCGGCAACAUCGUAUUCCUCUGCCACCACUAGAAUAUAAAUACUUCUCCUCGACACGGUCGCAAACCACCCGGACAAGGGCGUAGGAUGACAAAGCAAAGACGGCAAUUCUUCGCCCUUCGUCCUAAUCAAUAAUAACGUUCGACAGCGCUUAUGAUGGACGAUUUCGACCGAGACUCGAAUGCGAGCUCGGACAAUGAACAUGAGGACGAGCUUAUGAAAUAUGACGCUGAUGGCGAUGGCGAUGUCGACGUCGAUGGCGAGGAUGAGAAUGAGAACGCUGAUCAUGACGAUGACGAGAACGAUAACGAUAACGACGACGACGAAGACGAUGAUCCCGACCAACAUGAACACGAUGAUGAAGAGGAUACUCAAGACCUCCGACAGCCAAAUGGCCUGACGAACCCGUCCGUCACUCGAACGUCAGCCACCCCAGGCCCUCUCGCAACCCCGAGGUGGACGCCGAGAGUUCGCCCGGAAAUGCUUACGGCGGCAACCUACGAUAUCGUCCCAACCAUGGCAGCCCCUAUGGCUACCAGCAUUAACGCGAUAGCUAUUACUCCGGAUCUCCGGUACUGGAUGACCGGCGGAAGCGACGGAUACAUCAGGAAGUACGAUGGACCGGCUACGAUCAACGGCAAGACCCUCCUGACCGUCGCCCAGAGGCAUCCUUUCGUCGACUCGGUCACUAAAGCUGGAGUUUUAAUGUCGUAUUGGGAAAACGCGGAGCCCCCAUCUGCCUCCGUGAGACAAGAAGACCAAGUGCUUAGCCCUGUCUACAGUCUCGCGGUCCAUUCUCAGGCCUUGUGGCUCCUAUCUGGUCUCGAGAGCGGCGGAAUCAACCUCCAAAGUGUGCGCCACGACGAGGGAAAGCGAAUUACUUGCCUUAAGAAGCAUACAAACGCGGUUAGCGUGCUGACACUCUCCCCCGACGAGAAGAGUGUGCUUAGUGGCAGUUGGGACAAGAAUAUCUUUGACUGGGAUUUGAAUACGGGACAGGUGAAGCGCCAGUUCGACGGAAGCGGAGGGCAGAUUUCCGCUAUCGAGAUCCGACCGAUGGGAGGGGCGCCAAUCCCCCCCGAAGCUAGCGAAGAGGAGAUCCCAAGCGAUACGCUAUUCGCAAACAACUCUCACCCCGGCGCGGAUGGCGACUUGAAGUUGGAGUUGGAUGGAGGGUUCGGCGCCGAUCUAAAUAGCGGUAUGAACGGUAGCGGGAUUAAUGGAGCCGCCGGCCAGAUGUCCAACGGGAGGGAUGGCGUAACUGAUGCCCAGGGAAGUCCCGCGCAUGAUAGCCUUUUCGGUGGUAGUCCUACGGGCGGCUCUGAUCUUUUUGGCGAUAACGAUGGGAUGGGUGCCUUCGGAGGCGAUGAUGACAACGAAUUCUCCCGAGCGAUGAUGCAAGACUCGGCCCAGGACGCCGAUGUUGCGAUGGGCGACUACGACAUGUCCGCCCCGACUUUUGAACCCGACUCAGGUCAAGCGCCAACCGCCCAGCCUCUUCCGGAUACGAAUCAGCCAGACACUACUCUGUUUGGCGACAACGCGCUCAACUCUUUCGGGACCGACGCCAACCAUGACCCCUCGUCUUUACCCGCUCUUCCUGACUUCUCGCUUCCGUCAGCAGGCGACCAUCCGUUCCCAUCACACUCGGCGGGUGUGCCGCAGCCGACAGACCCCGGGCUCGAAGGGAUGGGACCCCAGUCGCCCUCGAUUGCCUUCGCCGCACCGGCGCCGGCACAUUACGAUAUGACUCAGACAUCAGACAGUACCUUUCUUUCGGCAUCCAUGGACGGGACCUUACGAGUAUGGGAUCGACGGGUGCCGAAUCCGGUAGCACGUAUUGGCAACAGGCCUGGCAUUCCUCCUUGGUGCAUGGGCGCAUGCUGGAGUCCGGAUGGCAAUUGGAUCUACGCCGGCCGGAGGAAUGGCACGGUGGAAGAAUUCAGUGUGCAGAAAGCAAGGGGAGGGCGUGUGGGCUGGCAGCCAGAGCGGGUUUUCAAAUUCCCUGGCGGAAGCGGCCCGGUUAGCUGCGUUCGAUCCAUGGUCAACGGACGACACCUAGUCUGUGCGUCCCACGACAUCCUUCGACUCUACGAUCUUCGUUCGGGACAUGCUUCGAAGCACUCGCCGCCCCCUUUUCUAAUUAUUCCAGGUCCACCGCGUGCCGGCGUCAUAUCUAGCCUUUAUAUUGACCCUUCCAGCCGCUUCAUGCUCUCGGCGGCGGGAAAUCGCGGUUGGGAAGGGACAACGACUGAAGUGCUUAUUGGAUACGAAAUAAAUGUGCCCGCGUAACCGCCACUGUAUUAACGGCGAUUCAGCGCUUUUAGUAUUGCGCACCUUACCUUCCAAAAUUUCGACAUUCGUGGAUGAUUGGUAGUGGAUUUGAACCUAGGGGUUGACGGGACACGUUCAAUAGGAGGAGUGUUCCGAUAUCAACCGGAUCACAGGCUCUUUUCAUUUUGUUCAAGGCUCGUUGGGAAAGGAAAAAGAUACCCAUAGAUGAUUUGGAAACGGCGUAACGGUGCUAAUUAAUCCAAGUUGGUUUAUCGCACGUGUAUCACGAAGCCGCUCUAGCAGACCGAUCAGACACAUACUUUUUAACAUGAAAGUGUCUGGAUUACAUAUAUACAAAUGACGAUAUUUCUUCCUCCAAUAACGUGAUCGCCAGCCUCGACGCCAUAUAUCAUUACACAGAUUGCGAGCAUUGCUGAUACGUGAUUUGAGGUUCUAAGACCCGUGGUGACACUAUCUUCCCCGAACGCAGAAUACGUACUCUAGUCGCUACGGAGGUAGAGAUACGAUAGAACCGGCCACGCAACAUUUUCCGCCUAUAGCCCCUACAAAUUUAAUGUCAGUCAUUCAUCCUACGCCACUCCCAAAUCC